CAGCACACCAGCCUCCCAGAAGUAGUGAUACCCUUACGGGUCACAGGCAACAGACCAAUGUGGGCUAUGGGAUGGCUGACCUAUAGCCUGCGAUUUGGGGGCCAGAAACAUUUUAUUCACAUAAAGGCCAAGAAGUUCUUGGUUUCUAGACUCUUCUCUGUAUUCACCUACACUAAGCAAGGUGCUCUGCACAAGGACCAGCCUUAUGUCCAGAAUGAUUGCUACUACCAUGGUUAUAUGGAUGGAGACCCAGAGUCUAUGGUUGCCUUUACUACCUGUUAUGGAGGCUUUCAAGGAAUAUUACAGAUAAAUGGAACAGUCUAUGAAAUCAAGCCCAAGAACCUUUCUUCCACCUUUGAACAUUUGGUUCACAAGAUGGACAGUGAGGAGACAGAAUUACUCCCCAUGAGAUGUGCAUUGACAGAAGAAGAGAUAGCACGGCAAAUGAAACUUCAGCAGAAUGAGAACACCACUCUGAUGCAAAGCCACUAUGAAGGAUGGUGGACCCAUAGGAGUUUUCUUGACCUGGCAUUGGUUGUUGAACGUGAACGAGUUCGUUAUCAUAACAAUAACACAUCACGUGUCUUAGUGGAAGUAUUCACCAUUGUCAAUAUAAUAAAUAAUAUUUAUCAGACACUGGAUGUUGAGCUAGUUUUACUUGGAGUUGAGAUGUGGAAUGAAAGAAACCACGUGCAGGUACGUAGCAUAGAAGAUGUCCUAGAUGACUUUUGUAUUUGGAAGGCUCUCAGCCUUAAUUUUCGAAUUCCAAAUGACAUUGCACAUAUUUUUGUGAAUCAUGAGUUUGGUACUUCCCUUGGUUUAGCCUAUGUUGGAAGUGUCUGUGAGCCAUCUUAUAACUGUGGAGUUGAUCGUCUGUUAGGAGGUAAUCUUUUUUAUUUUGGACAAAUUAUAGCACAUGAGAUUGGUCAUAAUCUGGGUAUGGAGCAUGAUAGCAGCUCAUGUACAUGUGGAAGAAAUGUUUGCUUAAUGGCUCCAGCAGACAAUGGUGUCCCGAAGUUCAGUAACUGUAGUUAUUCUUACUUCUGGACUAUGUACGCUACUGCCAAGUGUAUGCGCAAGGAAAAGAAGUCAAAAAGCAAACUCAGAGGCAAGCAAUGUGGGGAUGGAGUGGUUGACGAUGGAGAACAGUGUGAUUGUGGAUCUGCAAAAAGCUGUGCAGACGAUCCAUGUUGUAAGCCCAGCUGCACCCUCAAAGAUGGCGCUGCCUGUGCUUUUGGGCUUUGCUGCUUAUAUUGCCAGAUCAGGCCAGCAGGCACAGUUUGCCGACAAGAGGACAAUGAA
Mus caroli (Ryukyu mouse) is the source of this 1302-nucleotide messenger RNA. Lineage: Eukaryota; Metazoa; Chordata; Mammalia; Rodentia; Muridae. The record is from RefSeq and is a predicted model, not a curated record.